Messenger RNA from Aplysia californica (California sea hare), 5048 nucleotides. Its product is annotated as pyrokinin-1 receptor. The record is from RefSeq and is a predicted model, not a curated record. Lineage: Eukaryota; Metazoa; Mollusca; Gastropoda; Aplysiida; Aplysiidae. Gene Ontology annotation, biological process: neuropeptide signaling pathway. Gene Ontology annotation, cellular component: plasma membrane. Gene Ontology annotation, molecular function: neuromedin U receptor activity.
ACCUAAUGCCUGAUCACGGCGCGCGCGGGAACGGUAGAGAGGGUGACCGCUGCAUAAUUCCUCAACAAGUAAUAGUAGAACCGCACACAUACGCACACAAAAAAGAAAAACAAAACUUUCUUUGUUUUUUUUUCUUCCGGCUUUUCCGUCUUUUCCCCAAUAAAUCAAUAUUCUACUUUUUAUUUUUGUUCUUCCUCUCCAAAAGAGGGAACUGUUUCUUUAUUUUUUCACUGACGCGUGAACACCCAACCCCUUCAACCGUUUCCCCGAGCUUUCUUCAAUAAAUGUUCCAAGUGAGUUUUUCUUUUGUGCGAGGAGAAGAACAGUACUAUUCCUUUGAAAUAUUCAAGAACAAACCAGUGUACGUCGAAGCACUCGCUGCUUCGGAGGAAACUUCUUGUGGAUGUCUGUUAUUUGAGUAGGUUUCUUUUUUCCAACGUCCUCGUUCGCCUGGAUAUAGUCACCAUAGUAUGCAUCUCCCCCGCCUCACCCCAAGCACAUCAGAGAUCUGAUUGUACGUGCUGAUUUUGCUUGACGAAGACAUCUUUGGAGUGUGCUCCCAUUGGGACCUCGUCUGUGAUUCCCCGGAACGCCUCUCUAUUGAUUUUCUGAAGUGUUGUCAAUAUUUACACGAUUAUUGUCUCAAAAUAUAGUUCAAAUUAUUCUUCCACUUUCAUGUGGAGUGGAAGUUGUACAUGCUGACACAGCGCAUAAGUGAAGACUACUCUAUUCUAGUUUUUUGUCGGAAAAAGGUGUUAUAAUGCAGUAAUGAUGCUAAUGGGUUAAUACUUUGUGGAUGCUGUAAAGGGAUUUUUUUUCCUUUUUGUGCUUUGUGUUUCGGAGUUGUGAACAACAAUAUAUCCGGUUUUGGAGAAAAGUUCACAAAAGGGCCGAACUAAUUGUUUUCAGUCAAACCCCGGAAGCUUUCUCAAGGAGCUAGAAGCUGGUAAAUGUGCGUGUUUGGCCGUACCUUUCUUUGGUAAAUCAUAGAAGAUAAAUGAUGCCACUGUGAUCUCCCAGUUGAGUGCAAAACGUAUCACAAUGAAAUGAGUUAUGUUUAUAAUUUCAUAAUAAUUUUCAGCAUUAAAUCUUUGUUGACACCUUCUCUGUAAGUACACUUAAGAACAGUUCACAAGGUAUUUUUCACCGUCAUAGCUAUUUUGUUAAGGGCCUAUUUUAACAUAGCGGCCUCUUUGGUGUAGCAGUUAGAGUUUUCAGUAAGUUCGUUUCCUUUACUGGGAGAGUUUUUAAAUCGAGUAUCUUCGUCUAUUUCCUGGGAUGUGUAUCCUGCUCAGUCAAGGUUGACUCGGACAGGCACGGUCGAAGUAGCCUGCCUUCUAAUUGAUAUUUUGCCAAUGGGAGUUUAAAACAUCUACGAUUAUCUAAACAGGAUCAGAUAUUACAUCAGGAACUACCAUCAACACUUACUGUGUGUGCGAUUUUCAAAACUUGGAAUUUAUCUAAUAUUCCUGAUAGGAGUUGUCUCUCUAAACAAUGCAAACAACAUUUUGUCCCUACUUAUGUGAGUCACCGGAAAGUACUUCGGCGCUGCAAAGGCAGUGAAUUGUGUUGCUGUAAUUCAUUCGGGAUAAUAAUUCUUUAACACCCCCGAAGAUCUAUAACUUCUUCCAGUAUGCCGUCGAACAAGAAUUACCUACAAAUCAACGACAGCAUUUGCUGCAGGUUCAACCUCAGCGUCCGGAGUACGCCUCAGUCGGCUCUUGGACUAUCGUUGGAUGGUCACGGUGUCGUCAACAGCAACAGCGACAGCAGCAACAGCGCUGCUGAUAGUAGUGGUGGAACGAGCAAGUACGCUACCAAUCCAGCUGUCAGUGUCGGCAGCAGCAGCGGCAAUGGCGUCGGUGGUGGUUACUAUGGUUACGGGGGUGCCGACGCCCUGUACCUCCACGACAACAAUUACUACUACCACCACAUCUACCAGGAUGACGUCUACUACAUGGGCGCCAACGUCACCUGGGCGGAUGUGCGUCAGAUCACCGCCAACUUCACCGAUGACGUCACUGUGUACUGUGAUGUCAACAACACGCCCCAGGCGCACAACCUGAGUGACGUCAACUUCUCGAUCGUGUCAGAAGUGGAGUAUUUGGGCUGGUUUCUUGGAGACCGUUACAUCAGCACAGCGGCUGUGGUGGUCCUGAGUAUUCUCUACACUCUCAUCUUUCUCAGUGGCGUCCUUGGCAACGUGUGUACAUGUGUUGUCAUCGCCAGGAAUAGAUUUUUGCACACGGCAACCAACUAUUAUCUCUUCAGUCUGGCUAUCUCGGAUGUGAUGACGUUGAUAUUAGCUCUCCCCCAGGAGAUGUCAACCAUCUGGGAGGCGUACCCGUUCAUCUUCGGCACCGGCUUCUGUAUCAUAAAGUCCUUCGUGUCCGAGAUGACCGCCUACGCCUCCGUGCUGACCAUCACAGCUUUCACCAUUGACCGCUACGUCGCCAUCUGCCACCCCCUCAGAUCCCAGGCCCUGAGCAGCCUCUCUCGAGCGGUCAAGAUCAUUAUUUUAAUCUGGGUCAUCGCCUGUGUGUGCGCGUUACCCUACCCCAUCCACACCCGGAUGUUCCACGAGGUCUUUGACCCCUGCACUGGGGAACCGCUUCCGGAUUCGUACCUCUGUAAUAUACCGGCACAGUGGAGACACCGGAUGAAGUAUAUGUUCCAGUUCUCUACUUUCGCUUUCUUUGUGGUGCCUCUAUUCAUCAUCACGAUUAUGUACAUCUUUAUAGGGCUGGCCCUUAUGAAGACGGAUCAGUUUGCUAGUGGCAAGAAAAACAAACAGGCGGCAAUAGCGGCGGCAAAGGCUAAAAAAGCUGUGCUCAAGAUGUUGGUGGCUGUGGUGAUCGCUUUCUUCCUGUGCUGGGCUCCCUUCCAUACACAGCGUCUGAUGACCAUCUACGUCCCCGCGGACGCCUGGACGGACAACCUGUUACAGCUACAGACCUAUAUCUUUUAUAUCUCAGGAGUGCUUUACUUCUUCAGCUCCACCGUGAAUCCGAUCCUUUACAACGUCAUGUCAAAGCGAUACCGCAAGGCAUUCAGGCGGACGCUGUAUCGGUGCAUCAACGGGAAGAGUUAUGAGUACAGUGAGACGAGCAUAUUCCGAUCCACACCACACAGCACUUCUGUAACGGUUUACACCAACCACAGGCUUCUAGUCAAGGACAGAACUGUAUCUCGGAGUCCCGAUCCUGAUGUCAACAGUUCAACAACUGUCUGAUAAAUGCAGUGGACACUCAUGACAAGAGACUACAUUACCCUGUUGAAUCUGCAACUGUGAGCAGUUUCUGAUGGUGACGUGACGUCACUAUUUUGAAUGAUGUCGUUUGUAUUUCCGGAAAUGACGAACGUCGUCGUACUGAUUGCUGAGCUGCAGGACCGUACCUUGCCACAUGCGCUUGUCUCAACUGUCGUGUGUUCAGUAAGAAUUCCUGAAAAAUCGAAGAAAAGAAAGGAAAGUGGAAGUGAUCUCACAACUGCGCGUGCUGAGAAGCUGAUAGAUGUGGAACUAAAUAAAUGCUCAAUUACAUUAUACGUACUUGUUUCGAAAGCCAAGAGAUUCCCCAGGAGGUGCAGAGAAAAGAAGGCCGAAUACCUUUGUGAUUCGAACUUCAAACAUUUGUUUAGCUGAUAGCGUUUGCCACGUACCAGACUGGGCAGAGGACAAUUUGAUCGCAAUAGUAUUUUGGCAAAGCCAAGGUCUAAUGGCUGGAACUGGAACAGGACUUUCAGCCCAGCCUGAGCGAAGACCCAUUGAACAGUACUUCAGUACCACUUUUUCAGUACUAAAAAUAAGUACUCUCUGUGCUUUAAUUCAUCUGUCGUUGGACAGACUAAACAUUGUUGUCAAUUGACAAGGCAGAAUGCACUUUUUAGACAUUCAUUAAACUUACCACUUCAAAGAGUAAAUGAUAUUGGGAGGGGCAAAUUUCGGAGAUUGCAUCCACCCCAUAUUAUCAAUUAACCUUUUUGGGUGUUUUUUUACUGUUUCGCAAUGGCACACAUUGUUAGAUCGUUCAGAUAGAUCUAAAAAAAAAAACCCCAGAUAAAGAUGAAUAAGCUCUGUGUCUGUCUCUCCCAAAAUAAAUGCGGUAGAGAAAUGGAAGAAGAGACAUUAAUAAUAUUUGAUAAAUAUGAGCCCAAAAUGUGAUGCUGACAUUUGUCUUGUCAGAUUUAGUGGGAUAAAUCUAAGAUCAAGAACUCAAAUCUCAUUUACUCACUGCUUCCUAAGUUUUAAAGCAGUAAGACAUACUAUUAUUGCCAUACCUAUAUGCGUGUUCACCAGGCUUUUGAUUAAUCCAUACUCACAAUACAAUCUCAGGAUACAAGGAAAAUGACCUUGCUCUCCUUUCGUAAAAAGCACGAAUUUAGUCCGGACAAAGUGUAAGUUCAUGAACAUACUUGGCGCUACAAAGAAAAAAAAACCUCUUCUGCUAACGGCAUAAAAGAGUGGAUGAUGGAUCCUGGAACACCUGUCCUUGUGCACUGCUUUAGCGAGCCUUGAAAUACUCUCCAAAAGGACGCCAUACUCAUUAGCAUGUUGGAGGAUUGGUUCCAAAAUUCUAGAGACUUUGCUGAAUAGUUCUUAGUUUUAAAGGCUUAACUUUGAAGUUCCACUUCUAAAUUUUUAUAACACCCUUAAUCAUAGAUGAUGUGCAAUCCUUUUCGUUCCAUACCAAGAGGUGAGCUAAAAGCUAACUCCCAAAACAGAUCUUCACUUUGAUUUUGCCGAAUAAUAGUGCUAAAAUGCCUUUCAACAUAAUUUCUAGUACUGUAAUUUGAUGCAUAAUGAUCAACGUUUUGUUUUUGUUCUGUUUCUUAGACACGUAGUCUGGUGCUUGAAUGCCAAUUGCUUGAUAAUGUUUUCUAUACAUUAUAAUAAUAUGUUUACAUGGUUAAGGUGUAUCCCAUUUGACAUGAGAAGGAUCUCUCUCCUACGAAUAAAUACUUACGCUCCUCUACGCUUCUCACGUAGUUAUCACAAUAUGAAUGGCAUCGUAGUGAAAUCAGGCGCUUGUCAGAUUAAUGAAAUCGAA